This is a messenger RNA of Lotus japonicus, 1217 nucleotides long. Its product is annotated as two-component response regulator ARR12-like. The transcript is spliced from 5 exons. Gene Ontology annotation, molecular function: DNA binding; DNA-binding transcription factor activity. The record is from RefSeq and is a predicted model, not a curated record. Gene Ontology annotation, biological process: phosphorelay signal transduction system; cytokinin-activated signaling pathway. The coding region runs from base 126 to 1217 and encodes 363 amino acids. NCBI's taxonomy places the organism in Eukaryota, Viridiplantae, Streptophyta, Magnoliopsida, Fabales, Fabaceae.
UUCACACUCUUUCCUUCACUCAAUUUCAUUCUCUUUUUCCUUAUAAUUCUUCUUCUGCAUUGUUUACAAACAACGUUCUAUAGUCAAGUUUGGUGCUUCUUGCUCUGCAAUUUCUAGUUCUCAAGAUGAAUGUGACUGUGAGUAACCCUUUGGUGAGCCAUGAUGUUGCCGGAGACCAUUUUCCGGUGGGCAUGCGUGUUCUUGCCGUUGACGGCGACCAAGCUUGUCUUAGAGUGUUGGAGAACCUUCUUCGCCAAUGCAACUAUAAUGUGACUACUACAACUCACUCAAUUAUGGCUCUUGAAAUUUUGAGGAGGAACAGAAAUAACUUUGACCUGCUGAUUAGUGCUCUAAAUAAGCCAGACAUGGAUGGAUUUCAACUCCUUAAGCAAAUCGGACUUGAAAUGAUGGACAUACCUGUUAUAAUGUUAUCAGAACACAGUGACAAAGAGUUGGUGAUGAGUUGUGUUACUCACGGCGCUUGUAAUUAUAUGCUGAAACCUGUUCGUAUGGAAGAGAUGAAGAACAUAUGGCAGCAUGUAGUGCGCAGGAAGAUGAUUGGUUGCAGUGAUCAGAAUCUAGCUGUCAAUAACGAGAAAACCUGCAAUGUUGCUGGAGAAGGCAGUAGUCAUGGCGGCACCGUAUCAGAAAAUAGAGGUCAGAAAAGGAAGGAACUAAGUGAGGAUGAGAAAGUAAAAGGAGAUGAUGAACAAUCAUCUCGAAAGAAGGCUCGUUUGGUUUGGACGGCUGAUUUGCAUUCAAAAUUUGUUGCUGCAGUUCAGCAACUGGGUUUUGAAAAGGCUGUUCCUAAGAGAAUACUUGCAUUGAUGAAUGUUGAAGGACUUUCAAAGCAUCAUGUAGCAAGUCAUCUGCAGAAAUUUAAACUCGGUCUCAAAAAGUCACAUAAUCCGGCUAGCUUGAACUUGGGAGGAAGCAGUGGUUCUUAUCCACUCGUCAAGCCUAUUCAGUCUGCAAAUCAUAGCUCAAAUUCUAUAUUUCAUUAUAAUGCAACUCAGUUAUCUAAUUUUUCUGAAGACUUGUCUCCAUUGAGUGAGGUUAAUGAUGAUCAACUUGCUGACCAAAGCUUGAAGUUUUGCUCCUCUGGUUCUGGUGACUUUUCUGCCACCAGUGGUGUUGCUGAUCCUAUACAGAAUGCUAGAGCUGAUGGGAUGCAGAGCAGUUUUUGGGAGCAAAUCUUACUUUGGGAAUCUAUUUAG